Molecule: messenger RNA, 1452 nt
Organism: Cetraspora pellucida
Lineage: Eukaryota; Fungi; Glomeromycota; Glomeromycetes; Diversisporales; Gigasporaceae
Source: the annotation of a GenBank genome assembly
AUGGAAAACAGCAAUGUGUCCUUAGUUGAAGAUACUCAUCACAAGUCACCGUCCAUUCAACAGACGACAAGAACGUCUCAUACCGCCUCAGAACUUGUGCAUUCACAAGCGGUGAGCCUUUCCAUGCCGCCCGGUGGGCCGACUCAUCCUUUUGGUUCCCUUAUACACCCAACCCCUACUUCUACUCCACCCCCUCUACCUUCUAUACAGCAGUUGCAACAAACGAGCAUUCAGCAACAACCAAUAACGUUUGUAUUCGAACGGUUUUGUUCUGGUGUGCCGACACCUCUUUCUAUGCACACACCUUUACCAUCACCGAAGCCUAUUGUACGGUCAGACGACGACGCGAUAGAUGCCAAUGACAACAGACCACAACGAAGUCUUACCAUUAAAAUAACUCAAAAUAACGACACUGCAAAAAAAAACAGAAAGAAGAGGAAGCAUAGUUCAUAUGGAACUCCUAUAGAUUCUCCCAUUUCGUUAAAUAGGGACGAGGAUUCAAAGUCAGAGUCGGAAUAUGGUGACAACUUGAACGAAUAUGUUACCAGAAGCGAGGCAUUCUCGGAUUACGAUACAGAAGAUUCGUCAAUGAUAACGCCAGUAGAUGCAUUAAAACGAUUAUUAAUGCAAUUCACUGCUAUGUCUCCUAUGAGACUUGAAUCCAUAUUACCAGUACUUUUAGAUAACGACAUAGAUGACCCUGAUAUUCUUCUCUUAAUUGAAAACGAACAAUUCCUCCGCGACCUUCGUGGUAAAAAUGGAUCUGAAAUUAGUAGGGGUAAUUGUUUGUUACUUUGGCAUGGUAUUCAAGAACAUCGAAAUAAUUGUUCUACCGUUCACACGCCAAAAUCAUUUUCGUCAUGCGCUUCAUCAUCUUAUUCCCCGCCACCUUCUCGAGCAAAUGCCGAUCACAUUACUACACCACUUGCUCAACCAAAAUCAAAAAGACCAAAACUAGACCUCAUUGAAAGAGAGAAUAACGGUUUACCAUCUUUACAAGAUCAGCGUCAUCAAAAUCUUGACAUUACCCAUUAUAGUAACAAACAAAGAGUGAAAGCACCAAAACUUAGCAUGUCCACAAUAGAAGAAGUUCACUCCCGAGUGGAUUGUGUAUUAUCCGUUGUGGCAGCCGAAAACGAACGUCGAAAGCAAAUUGCACAUUCUCGCAAUAAUUCUGCUAAACCUACAGUCAAAUUUGAAGAUUUUGUGGCUGAACUUAAACAGGCACAUAAAAUCCCAGUAGCUUUUGGCACUUUGCGUGACAUGCGGUUUGCAUAUAUGCUCAAAAAACUUGACAGGCGUAUGUAUGCGGAUACGCUGGCAAAUAACAGAAGUAAUGUCACGGAAUUUUAUAGAAGAUGUCAAGAGGUAUGCGAGGAAAACUUUAAAGAUGAAGAGUUAGAAGCUGCCUUACCUUGGUUGAAUCUCAAAGCGAAAAUGUACUAUAAAUAG